This is a messenger RNA of Cutaneotrichosporon cavernicola, 525 nucleotides long. RefSeq lists its product as uncharacterized. The coding region runs from base 1 to 525 and encodes 174 amino acids. The record is from RefSeq and is a predicted model, not a curated record. Lineage: Eukaryota; Fungi; Basidiomycota; Tremellomycetes; Trichosporonales; Trichosporonaceae. The transcript is spliced from 3 exons.
AUGGAGCACGAACGCGACGACGACUGGGUUUCUGUUACGCCGCCUGGCUCGCCUGCCACCCAGAAAGUCUUUGCGGACGCUGAGCUGGUAUCGCCCAAGGAAGCGGGGUUCACCCACGACGAGGACGUGCGUAUUCUCGAAGAAAAGAACUCGGCUCUAGCGGCCGAGAAUUGCUUGCUCAAGCACGCCCUAGCUCAGGCCGUCGAGCGUAUCGAGCGUAAUGAUGCGUGGGUGGCCAUCCAUGGCAAGACUCGUAAGGCCAAACAUUCGACCAGUGAACCAAUCGGUAUUUCAAAGGUCCAGAAUGCCCACAGAUGCGUUAAUCCUAGAAAGCAGGAGGAUGACUUUUCCCGCCGCGCCGAACACGAUACCAAGGUCGCACGGGAGGCGUUGGCGCGAUACCUCGCGGCCGUGGAUGGCAAGCCUCCGCCGUCAUCCGCUUCGGUUACCCGCACGGGCGUUAAGCGUGAGCGGACCGAGAGCGAAGUCAAGGCGCUCGUCGAGUGGUGGUCGCAGGUAACGUAG